UAGGUGCACGAGUUGCCACGAAAUUCAUAGCUCAAAGUCUCCAACAAGCUCAAGCCCUGCAGUGUUCACAUUUCUAAAAACUCCACACUCCCAUAGACAGAGGGGGCGAGAGAGGCAAGAGAGAGGGAUUGAGAAUGGGGAGGAAAAAGGGUGUGGUGUUCGAUGAGGGAGCUCCGGAUGACUUCGACCCGGAGAACCCAUAUAAGGACCCGGUUGCUAUGCUAGAGAUGAGGGAGCAUCUGGUGCGGGAGAAGUGGGUCGACAUCGAGAAGGCCAAGAUCCUCCGCGAGAAGGUGCGCUGGUGCUACCGGAUCGAGGGUGUCAACCACCUCCAGAAGUGCCGCCACCUCGUCCAGCAGUACCUCGACGCCACUCGUGGCGUCGGCUGGGGCAAGGACCACCGCCCCCCAUCUCUCCAUGGUCCUAAGGCCGAGUCGCAAUGAAUUUGGCUAUUCUCUCAAUUGGUGUCAGGCAAAUGAGUCCAUUUGGUGUAUUUGACAUAUAAACGGUACAAGUUCGGUUCCUGCCUUGCAUCAGUAUAACUUGUAUUUUUAUUUCACUUUAUUUUCUACAACAAGACCUUUUUGUAAUUGACUCACUUCUGCAUACGCCAAUGGCUUCGUACUGGUUUCUUUCUUCAGUUACUUUGCUUUACUUUGCAAUUGAGCGAUAUGGAUUUGAACUUGAUGCAAAUAAAGGAAUAUUUUUGUCCCUUCUUCUAAAGAGCCGCUAAUGUUUAGAUUGUCACCACUAUUUUAAUGAUUCCCAGACUGUCAAUCUGGGAUAUGUGUCACUGUUGAAUUUCAAAGGAAAUACGUGUCACAGUUGAUUUUCACCAGACUGACGAAGUGACGAGGCCCUCCAUUUCAUUUUAAAACACGUUAUGGAUGGUCAAAACCGAACGACUUCACAGAAGACAUCCUCUCCAUGUGUAAGGCGAUUGUUCUUUAUUUAGAAAACCCUGCUAAUCUGGUGAGUCUUUUUGUUUAAUAUUCCAAGGUAAUGUUUGGUGCUAAGUCCUUAGUUUGCUGCCCAGCUUACAAGUGUGUUACUGCAUAUGUAUAAAACAUUAGCAUACAGUGAAUGGGUGUGGUGAACUGAUAACUAGUAACUACAUUGCAUGUUCUCCUGUAUUUUUCCUGGGAGCCUCUGUCAAGUACCUGCUACUUUGGGUCUGACUAGUUCCAGGUUUGGUUUAAGAAUUGGGAUGUGUUUGUAUAGUUUGACUCUUAUUCUGGUGUGAAAGCCUGACCUGAAGCUCAUUACCAUUUACACUUUUUG
Molecule: messenger RNA, 1281 nt
Organism: Cuscuta epithymum
Lineage: Eukaryota; Viridiplantae; Streptophyta; Magnoliopsida; Solanales; Convolvulaceae
Source: the annotation of a GenBank genome assembly